This is a messenger RNA of Drosophila eugracilis, 3621 nucleotides long. RefSeq lists its product as uncharacterized. The transcript has 2 exons. NCBI's taxonomy places the organism in Eukaryota, Metazoa, Arthropoda, Insecta, Diptera, Drosophilidae. The coding region runs from base 56 to 3490 and encodes 1144 amino acids. The record is from RefSeq and is a predicted model, not a curated record.
CUGAAAAAAGUGGAAAAUUAGUUUUGUACUAAAUUCGAUUUUAAGACAUCCCAGGAUGCCGAUCAGUCAACAGGAACCGCACCGUUUGGCCAGCACGCCAAGUUGUUGUCCUGUGUUCUCGAAGAGUCACACGAGCAACACAUAUCAUAGCUACACUGAUCUGGAUCUGAAACGAUCUUCCAGGGACGAGCUUAGCUGCGAUCACUGGCAGUUCUGUGAGAAAGUUCCCAAUCGCUCUGAAGUGGAGGCUGACUCCUUAGGCAGUACUGUGGGUCUCGUCUGCUCGAAUACUACCUUGAAUAAUCCCUGCGGAAGUUCUCCGAUGCAGCAGGUGGCGAAUGCCGUAAAUUUCGCCACCUAUCUGAAGGCUUUUGCCUUAAUAUAUGUUCUGCCGGAAGUGGAUUGGACUGAAGAGAAGAUAGACAUGUUACUAGCCGAGGGCAGUGACUUAUUCCGAGCUAGCUCAAAAAUAGAACAAGGAGAGGCUAACGGAGAGGAAAACAAGUUGAUCGGGCCGGAAAUUUACACCGACGAGGAAAAGAGAAUAAAGAGGAAUUUUAAUCUUGAAGGACACGCGUUUACUUUGGCUCUGGAACCUCGUUAUGGGGGGGUUGGAACGAAACCCAACGAGCAGCAACCCCCGCAUACCAUCAAUAAUUUAAGAGCCGUCCUGCAGAAUUUCUUCAAGUCCAGUCGGUACUGCCUCCUUUUGACCCGAGUUGGCCACCUACUCAUCUGGCGGCGCAGAAAAGUUUUCUUUGUCUUGGAUGUAAAGGGAAGAAACAAGGAUGACCUGGUGGCGGUCAAGAAUAACGGUGUGGCCAUGCUUGUUUGCUUGAAAACCUUGGACAAUGUUGUCCAUCUGGCGAGCAACUUGAGUGACAUUUCUCCCAAAGAUGAGUUCUGCAUUCGAGAACUGGUGGUUGUGCGUUUGGAGACACCCGAUGGGCGCAUUUACAUGCGCGACACUAAGCACCGAUCCAUCGAUUUCAAGGUUGUAAACAAAAGCUAUGCCUAUCUAAAGGCCACUCUCCAUCUCUCGCUGAACCACAAUGUACCGGUAAGGAAUCGCAGCAGCUUGAUGGUGGCCGUUGGCUCAAUCCUGGCCAGCAAAAUCGAUCAUCCUGCCAAUUGGGACAUCAAUAUGUUGGAUCGUUUAAUCAGCUAUGGAGUGGAGCUAUGCCGCAGUUGCUGGUCAGAUUGUUUGAGGGAUCGACGCCCCAUUGAUCUGGACACAUUUCCCACACAACUUCGAAUGGGACAAUAUGUGCUUGAACUGAAGCUGAUCCCGAAUGUGAGGGCAGGGCACUGGAAAUGUGGCGUCCGAAUCGCUGGAACAGACUUUGAAGCCCACAUCUCGGAGGCUCUCAAGGAGUUUCGGAACUUGGUGUUUCAGAUCAACAACCAGAUGUAUGCUAUCUGGAUCAAAGAUGGCUUCUACUACCUCCUCGAUCCCUACAGACACACUAUUUUGGGCACCCAUGUUAUGGAGGACAAGGCCGAAGGCUCUAAGUGGGCCACGGUGCGCAUGUUCAGCGAUCAGCUGACCAUGCUCAGUGUGUUCCACCAGUUGCUGAGGGAGUCCAACAGACAGUCGGCCUACUAUCUGCACGUGGUGCGUAUUCGUAAUCUUGCCGAAUGUCCAGAGGGAUUUGCCUUGGCUCCACUGCCUGAGGGAGUGGAAAACUACGACGUGAAGUCCUUGAACGAGCCCAUCCUGUUUAAUGAACAGCAAGGAGUGGGUGUCUGCGAUAAAUCUCUGGCGAAUAUUAGCGACUACGAGGAUGAUAUAAUUAGCCGCACGGAGGCUGAACUCGACAUUGAGAAAUUUCGACUAUUCGACGAAGGAGAAAGGGAUGUGGAGUGUGAAAUGUGCGAGGAGUGUGAGUUCGAGGAUGAUUCCUUAAAGAGAUCGAAAUUCAAAAUGGCCACUUUGAAAAAGGAGCAGCAGAAGAGAAAAUACAUUGGAAGCUUCCUUAAACAAAAUGAUCAGGGGAAGAUUGAAAUGGAAAUCUAUGGAAUGAAUAAAAAAUAUGAGGGACACACCAGGCCUACAUCAAAAAAAGAAAUAUUCAGAAAGAGUUCUAGACAGACAGGUGGUAGAUCAAACAGUCAUUCCCCUGUUAAGACCACUCUACCAUCUACCUCUAAAGAACAAUCACGUCCAAACAGGUCAGGUUCCAAAUGUAAAGAUGUAUCCCCCAGCAGGCUAACGAAAAAAUCUGUAAAGCUCCCCAGGGAAACUGGCGGCAUGCUGUCCAGCCAUUCUCCCGUUAAGCCACCUGUACGAUUCAGAUCUCAGGAAGUGCUAUCUACUGGCAGCAGUAUUAAGCAAAACAAUUCUCCAGAACGUUCAGGAUCUAGAGAAGGGUCUUCUGGAAGAAUGGUAAAAAAGGAUGUAAAAACCACUCGACAAACUGGAGGCAUGUCACCAAGAAAUUCUCCUGCGAAGUCCCCCACACGCUCAAAGUCUACAGAUCGGUUGCCACCUGGAAGGAUUAUCAAGAAAAAUAUAAAAUCUCCCAGGGAAAUGGGCCGAAGAUCUUCCAACAGUUCUCCUUCCAAGUCCCCUGCACGUGCCAAGUCCAGACACAAGACAAUUCCUGGAAAGAUGGCUGUUCCUUCGCCCAAAGUGGCGAAAGCCAAAGAGGAAAUCGUACCAGCUAUUGCCCCCAAACGCACCAACGAUGCAAGCAGAAAAAACACCAUGGACAACCUGGUGGUCAGAAAGACACCAAUUGAAAUGGACGGAGAGUCUCCAUACAAAGCCGUAAUGCUCAUAACAAAAGCCCCCACAAAAAAGCCCACUCUGAAAGAUGCAAAAGAUAUAGUCUUACCACAGAGUAGUAUACUCCAAAAAGCCGUAGCUGGAUCCUAUGGUCUUGGAGUGGCUCCUGUGGCCACCGCUCACCUAAAUACACCCGUUGUCUCGGAUUUCGUCCGACAAUUAGACGAAGUAGAGACGGCUGAUAGGAACCCCACGGAAGAUGUUCAAAAUGUGGAGGAAACAACUGAACGCCCUAUAGAGGGCUCAUACGGUGGCGCGGAAAAUCAUACGGGGGAAAACGACUGCCAAGCCUCACUGCUCAGAUUUCCCGGAUUUAAUCGGGUGCCUCAGCGCUUGGCCGUCGCAGGGUCCGAGAGUGGAACCAUGGAGAGCCUUACCAAAUUGCUGGGCACCGCUUUCAAGGUGGCCAAUCGCGUGCUUACGAUGACUCCGUGGGGCAACUACAUUGUCUUCAGGCAUCGCCACAACCGACCAGACUCGGUGGCCACGUGGUUUUACCUGUUCGAUGGCUGCACCUGCGAUUUCGAUCGCUUUCGAUACCUAGAUCUCUCAUGUGGCACAGCCGGCUUGAUCGCCUUUCGGAAACAAUCGGAGGUGGUGUGCCACAUUAUCGAUUCGCGGGAGGAAAAGGCCCUACAGAUGCUACACAACACCUUGGCGGAUCCUCCCCAUGAAAGGAUGCAAAAGCUGUUGGCUCGAUGACACCCGUCUAGAUCUACUGUUCAAGUUUUAUUUGGAUAGAAUCAAAUCUUGAGUAAACCAAAAUUUUGAAGAAACUAAAUUCAAAGCAAUAGGUUUUUACAAGUUUUCCCAAUAAAGACGAUCAGACCGAA